Molecule: messenger RNA, 286 nt
Organism: Meriones unguiculatus (Mongolian gerbil)
Lineage: Eukaryota; Metazoa; Chordata; Mammalia; Rodentia; Muridae
Product: small ribosomal subunit protein uS14-like
Exons: 1
Coding region: 26-196 (56 amino acids)
Biological process (GO): translation
Cellular component (GO): cytosolic small ribosomal subunit; ribosome
Molecular function (GO): structural constituent of ribosome; zinc ion binding
Source: RefSeq, a predicted model, not a curated record
CCCUCCUUGGCUGUCUGAAGGCAAGAUGGGGCACCAGCAGCUCUAUUGGAGUCACCCGCGGAAGUUCGGCCAGGGUUCUCGCUCCUGCCGCGUCUGCUCCAACCGCCAUGGUCUGAUCUGGAAAUACGGGCUGAACAUGUGCCGUCAGUGUUUCCGUCAGUACGCGAAGGACAUUGGCUUCAUCAAGUUGGACUGAGUGACUUUUAAUGGAUUAUUCCAGGCUGUCUACCCCUGAAACGAUCAUGCUAAUCUUUGUACAUAAAGAAUAAAAAGGUGAAGACCUCCA